Cucurbitaria berberidis CBS 394.84 is the source of this 2095-nucleotide messenger RNA. RefSeq lists its product as uncharacterized. The transcript is spliced from 3 exons. NCBI's taxonomy places the organism in Eukaryota, Fungi, Ascomycota, Dothideomycetes, Pleosporales, Cucurbitariaceae. The coding region runs from base 1 to 2022 and encodes 673 amino acids. The record is from RefSeq and is a predicted model, not a curated record.
AUGGCUCGACUCGUGUCACCUGCUACCAAAACCCUCGCUAUCGUCAAUCCGGUCUCGAAAAUUCCGCGACCAGUACCGAUCCAGUCGGCUUCUUCAAGGACAUUCGUCAACGUCGCUCGGGGAGCACGUAGACACCUACCGACACAGUCGGCAUCUUCAAGGACACCGUUGAGCGCCUCUAUGGCGCUUCGACACCCGCCAGCACGAUUAAUGCCGGCCUCUUCAAGGACAACUCCGAGGACCACCUCAGUGACUGAUGUGGUUUCUCGAUUCCCGCCCGCGCUUCUGGCGCCUGCGGUCUCUUCAAGGACAAACUCAGGCCUCCGUUAUCGAGCGCCUCGAGACCUCUCAAUCCAGUCGCGCACUCAAGCUAACAUGAUACAGACUCCCCAGAUAAAGCAUACUCGAAUCCCCGCUCCGACAACCACCGCAGUUCAGAAAGCCCGCUCGCAAAUCUUGAUACGAAGGCCGACUGUGAUAUUCCGGCCACAAACACACUCAACGGAUGAAGCGCCUCUCCCUUCCGUGCCUUCUUCAGAGGUCGUCCACAGCUCCGAGGAGCCCGACCAACCCGAGGAGGCGACACCUAAUGAGGACAUCAUUUCGUAUGAGGAUGUAUCGGACGCAAGUGAUUACAACAGCGAGGACGAAAACACUUCCUUGUUGUUCAAUGACAACAGCUUUGAUGACUCUAUCGACCCCGAGCAGCAAACAGUCAGGUUCAACCUGUUUGAGCGCAGGCUAGUUGCAUAUAAACGCUUGGGUAAGGAACGUAGAAUCGCUCAACAUCCAUGGUUCGUUGGCCUCGCUCGUUGCCCAGGAUACAUCGGCGAUACUAUCAAUAAACCACGCGUUCGUCCGCCGAGGAAGCUGCUGCCUCGCGCUCUACAGCAAAACCAGCUUCACUCUCACUAUAACGCUCCGAACGCCCCUGCUACUUCGCAGCUGCCGUACUUGGUGUGGCCAUUGGUCAAGCGCGCGGUCGUGCCGGCUCGGUCUACGGUAGCGACUCCAAAGGUCGUGUCUUCAGCAAUCCCAGUGCCAAUCGCUAGAUCUACUCGGACUACGAAGAGGAAGAUUGCAAAAGUCAACAUCCUGAAGAACGUGUCGGCAGCUUCCAGCAAGGCACUGACCAAGACGGAUACUUUCAAAGCCUUGGUUGUUGGCGAAUCUCAACCCUCACCGUCGAGCCGCCAGUCGACGACUGCCAGUAAGCCAACUGCUACCCGCGACACUGAAGCGUCGAAGCUCUCUGGCCGCGCUGGUCCUUCGCCAGCACGUCGUGGUCUUCCAGUCAGAUCGGUUGCUCUCAGAUCGAAUAUUGCUCGUGUGCCAUCAUCGAAGCCUCGUAAGCGACAGCCCGGUAGACCAGCCUUGAAGUCGAGUCUUCGCCAGGCGGACUCCGACCGCCAAGUACCGGGUGUUCACUUCUUCGAAGGACCUCUAAGGCCACGCUUUUACGAUCUCAAGACGCCGGCAACGGACUCCGCACUCGACCUUGAUGAUGAGUGGACUCCGUUGGAGCUUGCUCGGAAGUACCCCAAGAGCUCACAAGCCAAAGGCAUGGUCAUGUUUGAGCCAACCAGCCGAGGAACGCUUACCUUGAAGCUCCGGACUCUGCUACGUUAUAAGAGCGUCCGGGAGUAUGAAGAGCGACGUAGAGAGGAGGUACUGACGACAGGCAAGCGACCAGAGCUCGGCCAGCUAGAAUACGGUAAUGCAGAUUACAAGAUUGCGCUCCAGGCUACUGAUGUCAUCACUUCAUACGACAUUGGAACGCUGCAAGCCCCAAGCGCGAUCGGCAAGAAGGGCAUACCGACGAGCACCUACAACCCGGUCAACGGACCGUUGCUGGUGUUUGGUGCUUUCAAAGAGCCGUUCACGGAUGUGAUUAUUCCUGCGGAGACAGCCAAGGCAUACAAGAAACCCAUUUGCUGGCCAGCUACUGCCUCGGAUGCCCGAUGGAAGAAGUUCGACAAGCAGCAUUUACGUUCCCUCCAGGCGGCCGAGCUCGAAGGAUGAGGUGCCACAUCCAAAGACAGUACCCAUGACACGGAUCCGACCAAGACACGAUUAUACUGGACAAUCUCCAAGC